Messenger RNA from Notechis scutatus (mainland tiger snake), 473 nucleotides. NCBI's taxonomy places the organism in Eukaryota, Metazoa, Chordata, Lepidosauria, Squamata, Elapidae. The record is from RefSeq and is a predicted model, not a curated record.
CCAUCAAGACAGAAGUGAAAGCCGCUGAGGUGAAGAAGAUGCCAGCAAAGACAUCAACAGCCGAGUCGGUCCGUCCCAAGAGUGCACCUGUGUCGACAACCGCUUUCCCCUCAUCGUUUGGAGGUCCGUCCGUCCGUCCCAAGGUGAAACCCGUGGCUUCCAAGCUUCCUGGAACGGCUGGUAUCACGGCCGAAGCCAAGAAGCCGCCAUUGGCGUCCAAAGCUCUGCCCAAUAGCAGCCUGGUUUCCAAGCCUCCCCGACCUUCCAUUAGCAUCUCCGUUCCGGAUCUGAAGAACAUCCGCUCCAAGAUUGGUUCCACGGAUAACAUCAAAUAUCAGCCAGGUGGAGGAAAGGCCAAAAUAGAGAAAAAGUUCACCAUGGCUACCCGAAACUCCGAACCCAGCUUAUCCAAAACCACUCCCAAUACAUCCAUUCUUUCUAAAGAGGGGCUUGCAAAGUCACCCAACGGGAAA